UCUCCGCCGGUUGCCAUUUUUAGCCGCUUCAUUCUGCGUGAGAAGCCUGUGGUGUCAGUUAGUUUUGGACGUUCUGUUGUUUGAAAAAGUGAGGUUAAGAACCAGAUCUUUGUCAGUUAACAAAUAAAAUGGAGUUGUGAUUAGUAAUUACUGGCAUUUUAGACAUUUCUUCAAUAAUAUUGUAAUUUUUAAAAGUUGUAAUAAAUCAUACUAUGGCUGUUCCACCAGAAUUUGGCCCUGAUUCAGGAGGAAGACUAAAAGGAGUGACUAUUGUGAAACCCAUAGUUUACGGAAAUAUUGCACGUUACUUCGGGGAGAAGCGCAAGGAGGAUGGCCACACCCACCAGUGGACAGUCUAUGUGAAACCUUACCUCAACGAGGACAUGUCGUCUUAUGUCAAGAAAGUGCACUUCAAGCUGCACGAGAGCUACGCUAACCCCAACCGAGUGGUGACCAAGCCACCAUACGAAGUCACCGAGACUGGCUGGGGAGAGUUUGAAAUUGUCAUCAAGAUUUAUUUUCAUGACCCAAAUGAACGUCCGGUGACCCUGUACCACAUUCUGAAGCUGUUCCAAUCUGCGGCCGAUGUGAGCUUGGGCCGUAAGACACUUGUGUCUGAGUUCUACGAGGAGAUGGUGUUCCAAGAUCCCACAGCCUUCAUGCAGCACUUGCUGACGACAACACGCCAGAUCACUAUGGGCCCUUGGAAACAUGAUACUGACUUUGAAGAGAAAAAGGACAUGACAUUAGCGAAUAUAAUUGCGGCUGAGAACAAAAUUCGUCCUGAAAUAACGGAGCUGAAAGAGCGACUGAAAUUGGCAGAAGAAACUAUUUCAAAGUUCAAAGCAGAAAUAGCUGCAGCCUCAGUAGGCGCAUCAUCUGUCACAUAGUUUUUAAUAAUACACAUUGUAUUUAUAGGGUUAAAUAAAAUAUUGUUUUAUA
Homalodisca vitripennis (glassy-winged sharpshooter) is the source of this 942-nucleotide messenger RNA. Its product is annotated as YEATS domain-containing protein 4-like. NCBI's taxonomy places the organism in Eukaryota, Metazoa, Arthropoda, Insecta, Hemiptera, Cicadellidae. The coding region runs from base 213 to 890 and encodes 225 amino acids. The record is from RefSeq and is a predicted model, not a curated record. The transcript has 4 exons. Gene Ontology annotation, biological process: regulation of DNA-templated transcription.